Molecule: messenger RNA, 4811 nt
Organism: Pocillopora meandrina
Lineage: Eukaryota; Metazoa; Cnidaria; Anthozoa; Scleractinia; Pocilloporidae
Source: the annotation of a GenBank genome assembly
AUGUGUUAUAUGGAGCCCGACUGUGUCAGCAUUAAUCUUUAUACACGGGCAGAUGGAAAUGGAAACUAUAAAUGUGAACUGAACAAUGCUACUCAUGAAGGACACGAAGGAAAGUUGAUAGAACAAGAAAUGUAUGUUUAUCACGCAGCUGAGGUAAAUAUUGCUUUCAAUUUAAGAUUCAGAUUGGUGUACUUUGUUUUUCUUUUGUAAAUUCCUAGUCUCACGUUUACCUUGAAUUACGAACUCUUUCAUGACACUAGCAAUAAUAUUGUGUCUGUGCUCUUCACCAAAAUCUCCUCAAAGACAAAGCAUUUUAAAGUUAUUGGAGAAAUAUAGAAAUACAAGGACAACUAUGAUGACAAGGAUAACGAUGGCGAUAUUGAUGAUGGUAGCGGUGCGGACUAUUAAAUGUUGAAAAUAAUUUUAAGGUUGAUAGUAACGAUGACAAUGACAACUGUUUGUUUCUUCUGUUAGGGCAAUUGUGUUGAAAAUCCUUGUAAGAACAAUGCUACUUGUCAAAGCGGAUUUACUAAGAAAGGUUUUCGGUGUCUGUGUAUCGCUGGAUUUGAGGGUCCGAUUUGCGAAAGAGGUAAACACAACUUUUAUGAUGAUAUCUUUAGACUUUCAGUUUAACAACAACAAGCAAAAACUUUAUCGCUGCUUGUUAAUUGUGUCUCAAAUAAUAAAAUAGCUUUCUCUGUACUCAUGUAGCUCAAACCGCUCUUACUAGUCACUAGGACAAAGGGCCUUUGUUGCGGUUACUUCACCAACACCACUCGAUAGCGAAGUUUUCGUUUUUUGUCAUUUCUUCUCGUCAUCUCCUAUCUCCUUAUUCGUCUUGACAUAUUUUCUCCUGAGCUGCACUGAAAGUGAAAAGAGACAAAAGUAAAAUAGAUGAACCACAAGCAAAAAGAUAAUUAGCCACCUGUAGAACUUUCGGGAUUAAAAAAGAGGGAAUAUGUGACUGUUUCGCAGCUCAUCAGCACUGUUUGUGACUUACAAGUUGGUUGUGGGUCGACUCAUUUUGAAUACAUUUUUUUCACUCUGUACAAAGUAAAUGAAGUGUAGUGAUCACGAGAAAAGAAAAACUACGUUUAUCAUAUUAAGAACAGUAUGUGUAGGAGGCCUACCUGAUUAUUCUUGUACAGUUGUUAGUGCUUCAAUUUUUUUUUUUUUCAGUACGAUAAUUAUGUUUUUAUUUAUUUAUUUAUUUUUUUUUUUUUUUUCAGACAUCAACGAAUGUGUUCGUGGGCUACACAAAUGCAGCUCUGAUGCGUUUUGCAGCAAUACUAAAGGUUCCUACAAUUGCACUUGCAAACAUGGAUUCACGGGAAAUGGACGAGAAUGUAAAGGUAGGCGUUGGAUUUAUUACCAAUUAUGUGAUGAAAAAAAUAAAGCUUGCAUUUGCAAAUUAUCCACAAAGGGGUGAUCAGGAAAUGUGGAGAGAAACUGAACGCGAGAGGAGAUACAUAUAGACGAAACCACAUUGAAACAAUGUAUUCUUAAUCUCCAAAGUGUUUUUGCAUCAAUCGGAAUCAAUGUACUCAUCACUGUUUGUUGGUUUCGUUCAUCUUUUGUUGAAGAGACUGUCGCAUGGCUACAGAAACCUAUUUGAUGUUCUCAACAACAAAUAUUAAUGAUGUUCAAAUCAUGUACGAAUAUCAAGUAAUACUGCUGACCUUUUAAAUCUUUUAUAUAUUUUCGUCAAUUAUUGGUCGGCUUUAUAUCUGUAGACAUCAAUGAGUGUGUCGCAAGGUCACACUCUUGCAGCCCUGAUGCCUAUUGCAACAAUACCAAAGGCUCUGUACAUGUAAACCUGUUUCACUGGGAGUGAAAGAGAAUGUGGGGGUGAGCGUUAAUUUUGAGAAUAUUGAGUAAAAGAGGCGGAUUUUUCUAAUUUGGAACUUUCUGAUAAAACAAAAACUACGUUUAUCAUAUCAAGAACAGUUGGAGGCCUACCCAUGUAUUGUUGUUUUUACAGUUGUUGGUGCGUCUAUGUUUUUUUCUUUUUUUUAAACGAUAACUUGUAUUUAGUUAUCGGUGUAUUUCUUUUGCUCAGACAUCAACGAAUGUGUUCGUGGGCUAGACAAAUGCAGCUCUGAUGCAUUUUGCAACAAUACCAAAGGGUCUUACAACUGUACAUGUAAACCUGGAUUCACUGGAAAUGGACGCGAAUGUAAAGGUAAACGUUGAGGUCGAAAUGUAGAGGAAAAUCAGCUGAUGAAAGUCUAAGUAAGAAUUUUGAUACACUGGCGAUAGCACUGCUCUUCUAGUGAGCCUUGCAACCCUUAUGAGUUUCUAAGCCCCUCUUCCGUGUAGUGUUUUAAAACGUUUGCAAUGGGAAAAUUACUGAUUUCGUUUUUCGCAUGAAAUCACGAUUCAUAAAACUUGUCAGUGUCUGCGUGAUCUCCCUCGUUCUUUGGUUUCAGAAGACAAGUCAGAUCUCGGUUUUGGUAAUUCAAGAUAUCAUAGUCAACCUCGUCCAGUAAUUGCUUAUUAGCUUAAAACUUUUCUUCGUCUCCUUUUUUUUAUUUAUUUAUUUUCAAUUGGUAAGUCCCUUUGAAACACAUCCAUCGAUGAUUCUUGAUCGUUUAUAUGUUCUCUUCGAGUAAAAUCACAAAUUAUGAAGUAACAUCUGUUGCAGCUUAUACUGUAAAUCUAAUCAUCCGGAGUUUAAACUUAAUACCCAAUCAUAGUUUAUAGAUAUUUUUGGAAAUAAUUGAUUAUUUUUCAAACACGACCAGUAAUAAACUUGGUAAGCGUUCAGUAACGUAGAAACUUUAAAAAUUGGAUGAAAACAUCUAUUGCUUUAUUAAGAUAAUAACAACUGAUCCUCUCCCGACGCUGUUUCUUAUCAAUGAUCUAUUUAAAGAAAACAUACAUGCUACCAAAUGAAGUGAAUGAAAACUGACUCUUUCCAGUCAAAAAGCAGAGCUUGGAACAUGAUGAAUUUCUUCUGUCAUUCAGUCAGAUCGCAGUCAAUCUAGUUUCCCAAUGAUGGAUUGAGAUGUAGCUAAAAAAAAGUUUACAAUUUCCUCUAAUCAAAGAUAUUUUUAAACUUCUUGCAGGAGCUUCCUCGUGUAAAGAAAUUCAUGACAUGCAAGUAGAACUGAUUUUCGAUAUUAUUUUCAUAGUACAUCAAAUAUCGCGCUUUCCCGCAUAUAGUUUAGGCCCACCACGGCACCGAAUAUACCCCAAUUUUCAAACCACAUUCCAUAUGCGGAGAAAGUCCUCCUUUAAAUCUUUAUUCAUUUCAGUGGAAUGCAUUACUGUCCUCAGAGAAGAAGUGAAAAAAUAUCUUUUGAACUCGGACACCUGUUUGAUUCAAGAACAAAUAACCGAGCAUUGUUUAUAUUCCGCAGAUAUUGACGUCUGAAGGAUCAACUUUCCAUUUGCUUAUUAGUUGAAUCAUUAUUAUUAUUAUUAUUGUCAAUCAGUAUCUUUCCCAUUAUCAGUUUCAUUGCCACCGUUGUAGCUAUGAUAAUUAUUUUCAUAAGCUCAAGGUUUUAUUUCACCAUCAUUGUUUUCAUUACUAGUUGUAUUUCUUUUUUUUUUAUUCAAAAGAUCCAAUGUGAGUGGUGUGGUUACCCUUCUUGUUGACUCCCAACCAUUGUCCGUUUUCUGUUCCAUGGGAAAUUUUGGGUGUGGAGAUGGUGGAUGGACGCCAGUCAUGAAGAUUGACGGCAGAGAGGUGCAUACUUUUAUUGAAUAAUUCAUUUCCUGUAUAAACCCGCUCUCUUUCAAAACGUUGCAAGUUAAAAACGUGCGUUUUACAUAUGUAUGCCUUCAGUCGUCUUUCAUUGAGAAGGUAAUACAUGAAGAACAGACCUCGUUCAACGUAAAUUUGAAGACUCGUUGUGUGUAGUGACUGUUGAAAAAGGAUGAAAAAGAAUGUAUAAAUAUAUCCUAACAUAUUUGUCUCUAAUAGCAUGUAACGGCUAUUUAAGAAAUACACACCAUUAAGAUAAUAAUGCGGUUAAAAGCCGUCCGGAACAAACAACAUAUUUUAUCUCAGUUAAAGUUCCACACUGGUUAAUGGGUAUGUAGAUAUAACCCUGAUUUAAAGAGCUGUCACUGCUCAUUCCCCGAGCAGCGGGAGGGAGGAUAGGUAGAGGAGGAUUCCUGGAGGACUAUAUAACAUUUGGGGCCAGUUAACUUGCCAAUGAGGAGAAAUCGUUGGUCAUAGGAAUAUUACUGACAGUCUUAUGGGGAGAUCAGGUUACUUUUAUGGUGACAUAACCAAAAUCCAAUUUGUUUUUGUUAUAUAUGAAAAGAGAUUGGAAUUUCUUUAUAUAAUAGCAUCGUGUAUCAUCCUUCAUUCACUUCACAAAUGAUUGUCAUUUCAAUGUCUCUUGAUUGGCGUCCAAAUGAAAACACAGAAAAACUCCUUAUAACUAGAAAGAUAUGUUAUGCACCGAUUUACGGCGCGGGGUCCGUGUUGGAAAAAAAAUGACCUUAGUCUUCACGACACGAUGGCGUAAUUACCAAGGUCAAUUUAACGGUAAAACAAAUGAGUAAUGGAUCAAUAAAUGCAGAUAUACGACAGGACUUUGACAGAAAAUAUCCAUUAAUUCGGAUUAAAUAAAAAAAAAUGUAUUGCUCCUAUAUUUCAGACCACCUUCCAUUAUGAUGAGCAUUACUGGAUAAAUUACCAAGGAUACAAUCUUCCCGGAGGAGAGACUGGGUUCGACGGACAAGAGUCAAAGCUACCCACCUACUGGAACACAUCCUUCAAGAUCUGUCUCGGUAUGAAGAUCGACAGCUCAGAUUCACUGUCAUCCACUAGCAAGCUGACGCUCUGUACUCACUGA